Molecule: messenger RNA, 4475 nt
Organism: Clupea harengus (Atlantic herring)
Lineage: Eukaryota; Metazoa; Chordata; Actinopteri; Clupeiformes; Clupeidae
Gene: wbp1la
Product: WW domain binding protein 1-like a
Source: RefSeq, a predicted model, not a curated record
UAGGAGGGCGGGCUCUAUACUAACUUUGGGAGUUGUAGCUACAGUUGAAGAAAGAACGAAGGAUUUGAACGUUUCCUUACUAUGUAGUGAGGUACAUGUUUGACCUAGACUGUAAAUGUACGGACAGUGAAAACAAAGUUUGGCAUAAGGGAAGCCAACUGAACUUUGCUCAAAAUGGGAUUGUUUCUUUUGAAUUUUGCUGCACCCGUCAACUCGGCGACAACACAAGGAACAAUCACAGAGAGCAAGCUGCUAUGCCAGGGGCCAAAGAAUCAGAGCUACAUCUGUGAAUCGGGCUACUGCUGCGAGUACCAGUGCUGCAGUCACUACUAUGAGCUGUGGUGGUUCUGGUUGGUCUGGACCAUCAUCAUCAUCCUGAUCUGCUGCUGCGUGUGCCACCACCGCCGCACCAAACACCGGCUCCAGCAGCAGCAGCGGCAGCACGAGAUCAACCUCAUCGCCUACCGAGAGGCCCACAACUACACCACACUGCCCUUUUACCUCAGGUUCCUGCCCAGUUACCUGCUGCCUGCCUAUGAGGAGGUGGUCAAUAGGCCUCCGACCCCCCCACCCCCCUACAGUCCGCCUCAAACAGUGGUGAUCGAGACCGGUGGCAGCCCCACACACACUGACCAGCCGGACACCCACUGCCCCCAGGGCCCGGCCAGCCUCUCCGGCCCCGGGGCCCUCUCUACCACCUCCGCCCCCAGCCCCGAGCAGCAGCUCCACCUGCCGGUCUCCAGCCUCGGCCCCAGAGGGGUGGGGGACGAUGGCAAGCCGCUCCCCGGGACUCUGCCUGAGGGCCGGCAGCAUCUGCCGCACAUGGCGCCGCUGGCCGGGGACACCCCUCCGGCACGGAGCAAGGGCAGAGACUGUUGCAAGGAGCCGGGCUGCGAGCCCUUCGACGACAAGGACCGCACGCCCGGGCGCCACCGGCGCUUCACCGGGGACUCGGGCAUCGAGGUGUGCGUGUGCAGCCGAGGAGUGGGGGAGGGCGAGGAGGAGGAGGAUGACGACGAAGAGCGGAUGAAGGAGCUUGAGCGGCUCAUGGACGACGAGGAGGAUGGUUUGCGCCCGCGUGACUUCUGCGACACCUGCCACCCUCGUGGUGUAGUCCAGGGCCACGGGCAGCGCCACGACCCGGUGGCGCCGGGGGACGAGGAGCGUGGGGCCCCCGAGGGCCUGGAGCGGGCCCAGCAGCAGCAGCAGCAGCAGCAGCAUCACCACCACCACCAUCAUCAUCAACCACAGCAGGGGCAGGAGCAGGAGCAGGAGCAGCACGCCCAGGCCUCUCUGCCACGCUCCCCAGUCUGUCUGCACUUGCACACCAUCAGCGAACAGGACGGCUCCCACACCCAGGGCAGCGCUGAGAGCCAGAGUUGAGCACUUAGCAUCGCAUACCGAGACACAAAGUCUCCUUAGUCUGUGCGACAUCCCUUUACUCCCUCACUGUACUUUCAUAUGUGUGUGUGUGUGUGUGUGUGUGUGUGUGAGCAGUGUGUGUGUGUGAGCAGUGUGUGUGUGUGAGCAGUGUGUGUGUGUGAGCAGUAUGCGUGUGUGAGCAGUAUGCUCGUCAACUUGUGUUAUGUGAAAUUGUGGAGUUGCGGGAGGAAGGGGGAAUAAUUGCCUCUGCUGAACUGAUUGGCAUCCCCAGUGUUGACGUGUGUAAGAUAGUCAAUGUAAAGGCUAGCCCUGGUGCCUUGUGGGAUAGCGGGGGAUAUUGUGUUUGGUAUCCCGCCAGCCUGCUGCCUGUGUGUUUCCUAACAGUGAGCCUGCAGAGAGAACUGUGCUCACUGUCACUGGCGGGAUCACGAGCUUUAGUAGCAGGUCGUAAGUACACCUUGUCCCAGUGUGCGGGACAGGAUUACACAAUGCAAGCAAAUAUAAAAAGGGGGUUGCGUUGCUUCAGCCUCUCUGUCCAGUACUGUACGUGCUGUCCACUGGGACAUUAGAGAAAACAUUAUUAGUUAAGACUUACAGUACCCUGUGUAGCCAUAUUCAGUAGUAGCCUGUAUCAUAACAGACGUCCCCGCCUCCUCAGUAAGAGGAAUAUAUUACUUAGGGGGAAGCAUAUUGUAUUGGUACAUUUAGCGGUGUUUGUAUAGCCUAUGUCACACUGAAAGAAGGUGAUUUCAGAUUUACUUUGUGUCUAAUUGAGAGGAACAAGGAGCCUCAUGAAUGCAGAAUUGAACAUGAACCGGUCUCAAAUAAGCAGAUGGGCACUGCAGAUUACACUUAUUGUGUGUGAUGGUGCAAACUGCAGAGCCUAGCCCUCAUCCUGGGGUACCUCAACCUUGGAGGGGCAAAAAACCUAGAACAAACCUUGCAAAUCAAAAUUGAGGAACUGUACAAAAAAAAAAAGAGAAGAAGAAGAAGAAGCAAAAAAAGGGAAACUUCUUAAGUCAAACAAACCACAAAAAGAAAAACCUGAAACACGCGAAGACCUGGUUUGACUCCCCCGACAACAAGUUUGUUAAGCAGCACUUCACGUCAUGUAAGACCGAUGCGUCAAAACGCCUCAAAAUUCAAGGUUGAAAAUCAAAGCCACUGCACUCCGUGGAAGACACGUGAGUGUAAUGAUUGAGUGGGACUAAAACAGUCAAGCACAUGUUUCUAGUGUGUGUGUGUGUGUGUGUGUGUGUGUGGAUGAUCUUCAGUCAGCAUCCCAUUCAAUGGACAGUUGAACCCAAAGAGGCUGACUGGAGCGUUGCCCCUCCUUAGCAGUGCCUACCCAUGUCGCCUACUGUACACAUCUCACAUCAUCUUGUUUCAAUGUCAAAAAUUCAAAAAUGAAUAGGAUCUUUCCCCUAUUCCCAGUCAUUUAAAAAAGACUGCCUGUGCUGCAAACGUUGUGGAGCCUUGCAUCAUCAGCAUGUUAUGACUUCAGAAAGCACACUUAACUAUCAUGGUGCCUUUUUCUUUUUUUUCUUUUGGUUCUAGUCAUUGUUUUGUUCUCUCCGUUUGCCUUAUCUUAUGUGUUUGGAGCCUCAAGACCAGGAGACGAAGCCAAGGCCAGUACGAGAGAUUAAAUGCAUUUCCUGAACUUAACUCUGGCUUGGUUUAGUCCUGUUCUGGAGUGUCUGGUCAGACAGGUUGUAGUAGUUUUCGUAAACAAGCCCUUAAAAAUGAAAAAAAAAAGCUUUUGAAGAGUUUUUGUGUCUUUUAAAAAGAUGGCAUGUCUGGCUGAUAGUGUACUUUUUGGUGUUAGAGGGGAAGGAUUUAAUGUCAUGGCACUAUAAGGGAAUGUUAUUACCACUAACAGUCAUACGCGCUAGAUUGUGUAGCUUUCUGGGUAGUCUAUCAGUAGGAGAUUUCUUUCCUAGUGUCCUAUCGGAUCAAGAGCAUGCAGACAUAUUGUGGUAUAUUGGUCGUUGAGGACCGUGUCUACAGUUUAUAGCAUGAAGCUCUGUGGCUUGAAAGUUUUGGUGUCCUGCCUGUUGCCAAUAUUGGCAAACUGGCCAAAGCUGCCACAAUAAAUUCCACACUGCGGGAAGAAGAAGGUAUACUCGCGUGUUGUGUUGUGUUGUGUGUCAGAUGGACAGAAAGUCUGUAGAGUGUGUGUGUGUGUGUGUGGGUGGUUGGGGGGAACAGGGAAAGUUUGAAUGCGUGUGUGUGAGUUUCAGUGCAUGGGUUUGUUGGCUGUCAUCCCUGUCCAAAUGGACUCUACUCUGUGGGUAUUGUGUUUAUCUGAGCCAUCAUGUGGAGCACCUGAGUGGCAGGCCUCCACAGAGGACAUAGAGAUAGGCCACAGUUCAAAGGCCACUGAUAGGCCAUCAGCCCUGGAGAUGGCACCAGGUGGGCCUAAUUCUCUAAGGAAAACAUCAGCCGUCAGAUAGCGUAAUUACCUACCUGAGUGUCUCGGGGCUAGAAACACGGGUUCUACAAACGAUGUACCCCAUGUACUGAAACAUUUAUGACCGCAUAUAGGCUAGGCGCCUCAGAAAAAAACAGAACAGAAGCUGCCACCAGGUGUAUUGCGUAUGGGUAUGACUAACUUUGUGUUGCUUUGUGUUUUUAUCUAAUGGCAUUUGCUGUCAUGCAGUCAUGGUGAAUGAGUGACUGAACAAACCAGCUGUCCAAUCCAUGGUGCUCCUCCACAGUCGUUGUUCGUAGUUAUCCACACCAGCUUUCAUGUAUUGCGACCAAAUAAGAAUGGUUUGGAAAGAAGUCAUAUGGAAUCUUAUAUGAUGUUUGUUUUGUUUAUUUUAGUUUUUUUUAUUAUUAUUAUGGUUUCUUUUGCCUGAAUAAGGUGUCAUUGCACUGUUUUAACUUCAACAACUUAAACAACAUAGUGGGUUUAUUUGCAAUGUCUGAUUUGACAUCAAGGUGGCGGGAGCCAUAGCUUUCCAUGUGAGUCCAGGUACUAUAUCUGUUUUUUAAAACCAUAGCCUUUUCUGUCAUGGUUCAAGUCAGCCAAAUGAGUGAAUACUGAAGAUUAUUACGUGUAAAUAAAGAGAAUAUUUGUUAAAGUUAAA